Coregonus sp. 'balchen' is the source of this 23801-nucleotide messenger RNA. Lineage: Eukaryota; Metazoa; Chordata; Actinopteri; Salmoniformes; Salmonidae. The record is from the annotation of a GenBank genome assembly.
AUGUGGAACCCAUGGCAGUUGUUUUACCGUACAGCUCUUGGCUGCAUGAUUCUGGAAAUAUUUAUUCACAAUGUUGCACAAGGUAAGAGUUUUUCUUAAAUGUUUUGCUACACAGUUCUCGCGAAACGUGUCUUGUAAUGGCCUAUAAUGGCAGUAUUCCACGGGAAAGUGCUGACUAGUUUUAGUUUUAGAAGGCAAUCGCUCGAUAGGUGUAUUAACAUCGGGCCAGUUGUUACAGUAGCCGCGAAUUCCUGCAACAAUGUUGCCAUACACACUCGAAAACUAAAUACCCUGUUGUGGUUAUCAAUCUUUCUCUUUCAAAUGUUUGACAUUAUUGUCACGUUGCAUUGAAGUAUACAUCAUAUAUAUUAUAAUUAUAUAGCCUAUUUAUAAACGGAGGUCAUCAGUCAUAGUUCUUUAAUCGCUUCAAAGGUCUAUGUUUCACUCUGACGUGUAAGAAAUAAUUCAAGACUAAAUUGUAAUUUGCCAUAUCCCACCUGAGUUUCAUUGGCUGGUAAUCAAAUGUCAGGAAUGAUCAAAUAGAAUCUCUGGAACAAUGUUGGUUACUUUUACUUUUGCUACUUUCAGGUCUGAAUGUGUGUAUGAGUGGCAGCGCUAUGUCCUGUGAAGAAUGCCUCCUCAUCCACCCGAGCUGCGCCUGGUGCGCGCAAGAGGUAGGGCAUGUGCCACAUUCCUCCAACGUGUUGGAUUUACAGUACACCACGUGGUGGUGACACUAGUAAUCCUCACACUACAUUUCUAAAUGUGACAUACUGAACCCAAUAGCUGGCUGAGUGUGAGUGAGGUGAGGGCUCUCAUAUGGUUGUGUUAUAUUACAUAAGCUCAGGCUUGAUGAUGGCAUGUUGUUUCAAAGAGCCAAAACAUGUCAGUGUACCAGUGCAGUUCUGGAACCAUAGUUGAUCUCUGUGCAGAGUGGACUGUCUCCACACCUCCUUCUAUUAUGGAAGACCUAGAACUAAAAGAAGAAGAUAAAAGAUUCCCCCCUCCUUUAUAUUACCUUACAAUACUCAACUGAAGCCAGGGCUGAGUCAGACCAGUGUGUACUAACUCCACUGGAUGACAGGUGCCAUUUGUUUUGUUCUUCCCUCAGGAGUUUGGCAGGGCGAGGACCCUGACGUCACGGUGUGACCUGCGUCAGAACCUGCAGAAGAGGGGCUGUGAAGCCCAUCAUAUGGAGAGUCCGAGUAGCAGCACCACGGUAGUGAAGAGCGAACCCCUCAGCUCCAAAGGCUCCGGGCCUACCCAGUAUGAUGUCAUCCAGAUCAUGCCUCAGAAGAUCUCCCUCAGUCUCCGGCCAGGUAAUCCCCCAGUCCUAGCCAAGUAGUCCAGUCUGUUUGUGUCAUGUAUGGCAUGAAAACAAUAGAAGUGACCUACUUUACAUACAGUAUGAGGGAAGCCUAGUCCACCAUCUCUGAGCGUAAUGUGCUGCCAAGGCAACAGAGUUUGAACCUAAGGAUGUGGAGAGUCCUGAGCUGUAUAUAGAACAAAAUAUUAUAUUGAAAACAAAAAUGUAAAAACAAUUUGGGUGCUGAUUGAUUUGUCAACCUAUCAAAGCAAUGACAUGUUAUCCAUGUCCCCUCCCUUCCCACAAGGUGACCAGACAUCAUUCAAAGUGCAGGUGCGCCAGGUGGAGGACUACCCAGUGGACCUGUACUACCUGAUGGACCUGUCUCUGUCCAUGAAGGACGACCUGGACACCAUCAGGAACCUGGGCACCAAGCUGGCCGACGAGAUGAGGAAACUCACCAGCAACUUCAGACUGGGCUUCGGAUCCUUUGUCGACAAGAACAUGUCCCCCUUCUCCUACACGGCCCCCAAGUACCAGGACAACCCCUGCAAUGGGUGAGGACUCAGAAGAGCACUACUGCUACUGCCUUACUGUAGAAUGGUCAUGGGUUUGGGUGUAGGAUUGAGAAUAAAAAUGAAGAGUACAGCUGCAUUUUGGGUCCAUGUUGUGACUUUGGGGUUUUUGCUGUGCAAGUGCAGAUUUCUAUUAUACUAAGAAACUGACACAAAAUGGACACUGUCCUCAUACUGUAGGGUUAGUGUUGCUGAGGUUUGUUGUGGAUGAUGAUGGCAGGCUGAAAUGGACCAGAAUAAAACAUAGAGGUUGAAAAGCAGCCGAUCACACACACCACAUUUCCCCCGGAGGUGAGAUAACGCUGCACUAACUUACUGCCAUCAUCACACAUCACUGCCCAACUAGGUUAUUCCCUGGGUCCUGAAUGUGGACUGUGUGUGUCGCAGUCAAAGAGCCAGUACUGCUGGAAACUAUUAAAGGGGCAGAGGACAGAUCAUGACGUCUGGGCCUCUCGUCCUUAACACAGCCCUGCCCUCCUCCUUGCAAAAACAAGCAAUACAAAUGCCUCAAAUUCAGGAUCUGUGUUUCCUCCAGGAUGAAGGUUGUGUUAGAAUGUCCCGGAGGUCUUCCUCUUUGGGAAACUGUUUUACGUACAUUACGUACACGUCCUCAAUGUAGCCAACAGACCUAGGUUGAAACAGUAUUUCAAAUAGUUUGCCUGAAUGAGCGCCUGUGUAGAUGUGCCAGAUUGCCAGGGUUGGCACAUUUGGGACCAUUUAAUUGGUUCCAUUUGGGCCAGACGAGCUCAAUCGAACACAGAAAAACAAUUCCUGGUCUGUUACAUGCAUAGCAUCCUCUAUGUAGUUAAACAUUUUAAUUAAAACUUUCUCUCUCCACAGAUACAAACUGUUCCCCAGCUGUGUCCCCUCCUUCGGGUUCCGCCACCUCCUCUCCCUGACUGACAAAGUGGAUCGCUUCAACGAGGAGGUGCAGAAACAGAUGGUGUCUCGCAACAGGGACGCUCCAGAGGGAGGCUUCGAUGCCAUCCUGCAGGCUGCCGUCUGUAAGGUGAGCUGAGGCCAUGGUUGGACUAAAGGGACGGGACUGACUGGCAUGUCAACCUAUAACCCUGACCUUAACCCUGACCUAACCCUAACCAGUCAGGACCAGGUCUGCUGUAAGUUAAGUCCUUGUAGUUUUUUUCCUGUGAGCGGUCAGUCAGGCAGACAUGAUGGAUUGAGGUGCUGGUAGUGUUCAUUAGCACACGCAAUGGAAAACUAAUAUUAGCAUUUCUUAUUGGACAAGUCUAGGUAGUUCCUCCCUGUUCCCGGCGAGUUUUUUCCCCCCUGAUAGCCUAAUGAACCCAAGUCACAACCACUAUUAACUCUAAAUGAUUUCGACCAGGGGGUUGAACAGGAAGUGUAGUCUGGUGCAGCUGUUUAAAUAAGGAGAUAACUGACUCGCUAACAGAGAAACAGGCCCAGUCAUAUCCCAGUGUUGGGCUGUUGUCUAAACAGGAGUUAAUUGUUUUUACCGGAAGAGAAUGACUCACUCCCUCCCCUCCCAGCUCUACCAUGUCGUUUGGUGUAGCAGCUUGGAUUGGACAGUUACAAGUUUGGUGGUUGGUCGAUACUUUUUUGAAAUAUUUGUUUCACUUACUGUGACUAAUGAAUAAUUUGCAUUGUUGACCAAUUGAAGAAUAUUCAGCUAUAUGUGCCUCUUUGUUCCCCUGUAAAAACAAACAAACAAGGGGUUCCCUUCAAGGAAUGUCAAUAGCAAAUGGGCGUGGUAAUAUGACUGUCAGUGCCCCACAUGGUGAACUACAACUCCAGCCAAAACACAUUCGAAACAUGGCAUAGCUGAAUAUGACAGGAAUGUAUCUAGCAUGUUAUUAAAAAAGGACUCUGUAUGCCAACUGCCAACACAUCUCUUUCUAUUGUAUACUGUGGCACAUAAUGCACUGGGCUGGGCGUCACAUGGGUGCCUUUAUAUGCCUACACACUGGUGAAAGAUCAGGUCUGUUUAGUGUCAUGCCAUUACUCAGCACUGUGUUGAGACUAAUGCGCUCUGCUUCUGCAAUCUUUUGCUGGCCUCUGCUUCCCGUUGACAAUGGCCUUGUUCUGGAUAAAACACUUGUGUUACUCUCCUUGUUUAUCUGUGGGUCAGUGGUUGUCGAGCUGGUGGAAAGUGAUAGGGUUUCCUUCCUUGUCUUAGUGGAGUGAUAUUGUUUUAUAGGGUCGGGAACUCUUACUCUCUGUAUAGCUGAGAGUUUGUGUUGUUGUGCCAAGGUCUUUUAUAAACUCUUUAUAGAACAGUUAUAUCUCAAAUAAAUUCCAAAAACAAUUUAUCAAUAACUAUCUAGGAUCAGUUGAGGAACCCACCUCUUUUUUGUUAUUAAGCCUGCAUUUUCACAUCUGUUUUGCUCUCAUGGACUGAUCCCGUGUGCAUUUAUACAUAGCCUACUAUAAACUGGAGGGGACUAAUUUAGACCCCAGUUAGGUGUCUCUAAGACUUUCAGUGAAGUGACCAUCUCUCUUCCCCUGUGCAGGAGAGGAUAGGCUGGAGGAAGGAGGCCUUCCACCUGCUGGUGUUUGCCACAGACGAUGUGCCUCACCUGGCCUUGGACGGUAAGCUGGGGGGCCUGGUCCAGCCCCAUGAUGGGGAGUGCCACAUGAAUGAGAAGAACGAGUACAGUGGCUCCACCAAGAUGGUAAGACAGGAGUCAUGGUUACCAUAGAGCUAUAACAUCGCUGACAUCGUUAUAACAUGGUUAACAGUAUGAAAAAGGUAUGCAAGUCGCACUGGAUAAGACCGUCUGCUAAAUGACUAAAAUGUAAAUGUUACCAUAGAGCUAUAACAUCACUGACAUCAUUAUAACAUGGUUACUAAAGAGCUAUAACAUCACUGACAUCAUUAUAACAUGAUUACUAAAGAGCUAUAACAUCACUGACAUCAUCAUAACAUGGUUACCAUAGAGCUAUAACGUCACUGACAUCAUUAUAACAUGGUUACCAUAGAGCUAUAACAUCACUGACAUCAUCAUUAUAACAUGGUUACUAUAGAGCUAUAACAUCACUGACAUCAUUAUAACAUGGUUACCAUAGAGCUAUAACAUCACUGACAUCAUUAUAACAUGGUUACUAUAGAGCUAUAACAUCACUGACAUCAUUAUAACAUGGUUACCAUAGAGCUAUAAUAUCACUGACAUCAUCAUUAUAACAUGGUUACUAUAGAGCUAUAACAUCACUGACAUUAUAACAUGGUUACUAUAGAGCAGGGCUCUCCAACCCUGUUCUUGGAGAGCUACCUACCUGUAGGUUUUCACUCCAACCCUAAUAUAGCGCACCUGAUUCUAAUAAUCAGCAGGUUGAUAAGCGGAAUCAGGUUAGUUACAACUGGGGUUGGAAGGAAAACCUACAGGAGGGUAGCUCUCCAGGAACAGGGUUGGAGAGCCCUGAUAUAGAGCUAUAACACCACUGACAUCAUUAUAACAUGGUUACCAUAGAGCUAUAACGUCACUGACAUCAUAAGAGCAUCUGCUAAAUGACUAAAAUGUCAAAUGUCUUGAGCGAGGACAUAAAGAAAUUAUAAAAGCCGCGCGAAGCUGAUUUUUUUUAUUUAGUACGAUGAGACUGAAUCAUAUAAACAAAUAUAUUUUUAUGCACACAGUUUGAGUUUACAUAGCUAGCGCUAUUUGUCCAAAGAGCUAAUGCAAUGAAAAACAUAAUUAACAUCAUGUGCAUUUCAAUCAAUCAAACUCAAUGAUAUGAAAAUUGGUUAAGUGGAUUAAAGUAUUCUGGUGGUUUCUCCCGGAAUCACUAAAUGUUUCUAUAGUUAUUUGCUCUGUGUCAUUGGAUGCUCUGGGCUUGGUAGUCAUGGUACGUCUCAUCACAUUAAGUUCAGUGGAGGUACUCCAACACAAAUCAAAAUAAUUGGUAGAUCCUCAGCAACAGGCUAAACAGGUUUCUCCUCUCUCAUUUGAUUGUGGGACGAAAGGAAUAUGCACUUCCCAGAACAGAGCUCUGUUUUUAAGGGAAACCGUUGAACUGGAGAAGGUGCAGAGGCAAAUGCUCCUCACGGUCCAUUUCAAGUGUAAAUCUCACUGUUGAUUGAUUUGGAUGUACACAAUGAUAAAGGCUUACUGAUGCCAAAAAUCACAAAUCUGAUUGUGUGAAAGUGAUUGUUUAUCCAAUGCUUACACAUUUUCACUCAGUCAUACCUUGACUAUAGUGACAAUUUGACUUAAGUAGAAGUUAGGAUUCACCAUUUAAUGCACAACUCUAAUGCAGAGCUGUAAAUUAAUAGGUCUAAACCACUUCAGUGUUCUUUGUCCUUUCUGCUGGUGAGAAAGGAAAUGUCUGGGGACUCUAAUGUAAACACUACACUGGAAUCAGGGGCGCAAUGGCUUCUCUUCACUAACCUCCUGACAGGGUGAGAUGGAAGCUAGACUAGUGAGAACUUAAAGAAAUGCCUCUAACAUCAUGCUCCCAUGUUUCUAUCUAUCCAUGUCGCUGUAGGACUACCCCUCUCUGGCUCUACUGGGAGAGAAGCUGGCUGAAAACAACAUCUAUCUCAUCUUUGCUGUGACAAAAAGGCUGUAUGUCAUUUACAAGGUACAUUAUUUUUAUUGAAUUGAAUGUUCAGUAUUGAGAUUAGCUGUGUGUUUGGUGUUUAUGGUGUGUACCGUUUGGUGUGUACAGUUUGGUAAGUAUGGGGGCCUGUAUUGUGUGAAGUCUUGCAAAUAUUUGUUUAUUUAAUAACAUUUCUCCUAUCUUGUGUUUAUGCAGAAUUUUACAGCACUGAUACCUGGAACCACAGUGGAGAUUCUGGAUCAGGACUCCAAGAACAUCAUCCAACUCAUCGUUAACGCCUACAAUGUAAGUAAAGGAGGGUUCUCUUCCAUUUGGAGCACAGAUUGUGUGUGCUUCAGAGGAAAAGAUAGUCUCAGCAGUCCUCUUUUGAAAUGGAUGUUGGUUGACAGUUGGUUGAAAAAACGUUUUGAAACUGAGGGAAAAAGACAGGUCUUCCCUGAACUUGUCUUUUUUGUUUUCCUUUUUGUGCCCUACUGAACAUGACCCUGGUCUCUAGAGGAGAAGAGAAAGUGUUGAAUGUUUAUGCCUUAGCAUUGGAGAUGGAUACCCUUACCCAGCCCCUCUAUUUGCUGUGGGGGUCUGGGUGUUUACUUCUGGCACACGCUACAGCCCUGUGUCUGUAACUCUGCAGGAGUCUAGUACUUUAUGGUCACGGAACAAGAAGCAGGUUUAUGGCCCAAAUCCUGAGACUGAGACCCUCCUGUUACUCCCCAGUCCACCACACAGGAAAUAGAUUCCAUCAUUCCAGUAAUUUCAAGGAAGGAUUCUGGAAGGGCUGAAAAGGGUUCUAGAAGGGCUGGAAAAGGCAUCCACAUUCUUGUGUAUUUUAAACUCAAGAUUUUAAUCCAAGGAGACAACUUGAGGGACAGAAGAGAGACUCAUUGGUUUAGUUUUUCAUAAGGUUGCUAAAUAUUUGUCCUGGCAACAUUACUGAGAUGGUUCUAAUUGAGGUCACUGCUGUGCUGGAAAAACGGCAACAGACUGGUAUGCUAGGAGAUUUGCAUCUUGUCCUCGUUUAGAAUUGUAAUUUAAUUUUCCCUUGGUUAUAUGGAACAAGAAACACCACAUUUAUGGAAAGAUCAAAAAAGAAUAUAAGACCAGAGAUUUAAAUCACCACCAGACUUUAAUUGAUGGGUUAUGCUAAAUCUAUAAUCUUCAUUCUACCAAAGUUAAGCCCGGGCUUCUAAUGAUCUUGAAUUAUAAUUUGCUGUUAGGAUUUGAUUGUCAUAGCAGACACUCUCAUAAUCCAUUGUCAAAGCAUCCAUCAUUCUCACUUGUCUUGUAUUAUUGUGCUGUGGUCUGUUGACUAAAACCUGACUCUAGGUCACCUUUAGGUAGCCACGGUGGUUCCGUUUUGGCCAUAGAAGGGAUCUUAAAGCUACAGUCUGAUUUGAGUGGUUAGGCUACAUUGCCCCUGCCCCAUCUCUCAGCUUACCAAACAAAGUGGCAGUCAGGCUGUUGAAAUGGCAGAUUGUGUCUAUAAUGCGCUGCAGGAAGGCAGUUAUAUAAUUCACUCUUUUGGACUAGUUGAGAGGAAACAACAUUUUAAGGGAUGAAAGAAUGUCUUUCUCCGUGUAUUUAGAAUAUUUUUUAAGCCGGAUAAUUUUCUUGUUUUAGUCAAGUUUUCCUUAAAAACAAUUCCAAUCAAGCUGUGUCGUUUUUUGUCAGUCAAGUGUUUUACUUUCUGUGGUUGAGAGGAACAACUUGUUUUUGCAUAGUUAAGGACACAAGAGUUGAGUCUAGAACUGGUAAUUAUGGCAAACAGUGUUGAGAAUGUCAAAUAUGGAUGACCACCAACGAGCAAAUAUUCAGUACAUCUGUUUCUCUCUUUUCCACCCCAACUGCUAACAGAAACAGAUUGGAUUACAGGCUCUUACUGGUUUCAUUAUAAAAUGCUGAGUGGUGGUGUUUCUGAGUGGAUCCAGUGCCAGGGGUACUGGAAGAAUGUAACACUCAAAUAGUAUAGUAACCACCAGGGAACCUCUGUGCCAGCUCUAAUAUACAGACUUUAACUCUCAUGUGAUCUAUUGAUAGGAGUCUUUGAUCAGACUUGUGUUUGGUUUGGAUAGUUGACCAGUGGACCAUCUGUCUUGUUUUCAAAUAAAUCACACAUUUACUACUUGAUGUUAAGGUCAAAAGUACUUAUUCAUAAGUGUCGCUCUCUCUCGCUCUCUCUCUCUCGCUCUCUCUGUGUCCUCCCUCCAGAACAUCCGGUCCAAGGUGGAACUGACUGUGUGGGAUCAACCUGAAGACCUCAGUCUGUCCUUCACUGCCACCUGUCAGGACGGACAGCCUCUCCCAGGCCUCAGGAAGUGUGCCGACCUCAAGAUCGGAGACACGGUGAGUCUUACAUAGGCCUCCCGGCUUUCCGUGGAUUUGCCCUAUGUGGCCAAGCUGAAAAGUCAAAAUUGGCUGUAUCGUAAAAAUGUAUACUGAACAAAAAUAUAAACGCAACAUGUGAAGUGUUGGUCCCAGUUUUCAUGAGCUGAAAUAAAAGAUCCCCAACAUUUUCCAUACGCACAAAAAGCUUAUUUCUCUCAAAUGUGCACACAUUUGUUUACAUCCCUGUUAGUGAGCAUUUCUCCUUCACCAAGAUAAUCCAUCCACCUGACAGGUGUGGCAUAUCAAGAAGAUGAUUAAACAGCAUGAUCAUUACACAGGUGCACCUUGUGCUGGGGACAAUAAAAGGUUACUCUAAAAUGUGCAGUUUUGUCACACAACACAAUGCCACAGAUGUCUCAAGUUUUAAGGGAGCAUGCAAUUGGCAUGCUGACUGCAGGAAUGUCCAACAGAGUUGUUGCCAGAGAAUUGAAUGUUCAUUUCUCGACCAUAAGCAGUACAUCCAACAAGCCUCACAACUGCAGACCAUAUGUAACCACUCCAGCCCAGGAUCUCCACAUCCGGCUUCUUCACUUGCGGGAUCGUCUGAGAAGGGGGGGAGAGUAUUUCUGUCUGUAAUAAUGCCCUUUUGUGGGGGAAAAACUCAUUCUGAUUGGCUGGGCCUGGCUCCCCAGUGUGUGGAACUGGAUCCCAAGUGGGUGAGCCUAUGCCCUCCCAGGCCCACCCAUGGCUGCGCCCCUGCACAGUCAUGUGAAAUCCAUAGAUUAGGACCUCAUUUAUUUAUUUCAAUUGACUGAUUUCCUUCUAUUAAUUGUAAUUCAGUAAAAUCUUUGAAAUUGUUUCAUAUUGCGUUUAUAUUUUUGUUCAGUAUUUUUGGUCUGAAAGGCUUGUCAAUAACUUUUAUUAGCCACUUGUCUAUCGGACAAUUUUUUUCUUCUCCGAAUGCUCAAGUCACUUGUCCAAAAAUAAAGAAUGUUCUGCAACACCAUGGUCCAAAACGGUGACUGGAAAUUUAGUUUUAUCAUGCAAGGAACUACUUCACAAAAUAACAUUUUCACUGGGAUUGACAAUGGAAGGCAUGCUGGUCUCUGAUCCCAAGUAUUAUAUCUCCUGCCGUUGUGGCCUUGAGCAAGGCACUUAACCCCCCACAAAAUACAAUACUGCACUGAUGGGCUACUAUACAAAACGCAUGUGGUCCAUCAACCCUCCAUCUGGAGAGCUACUGGGUGUGCAGGCUUUUGAUCCAACCCUGCUCAAACACACCCUAGUCAGCCUAUCAAGGGAAAGUUGAGCAACAGAUUAUUUACAAUGUGUUAGAGCAGGGCUGGAGAAAAAGCCUGCACAUCCAGGACUCUCCUGGAGGAGGGUUGGCGAUCCUGCAACAUUACAAUUAUUGUACAACCAAAUACUUUUUAUGUCUUUAUAAAAUAAUUUCCUCAUUCAAUGAACCAGGGAUGAAAUGGCUUCAAGGCAAGGUAGCUAACGUUUAUCUAUUUGUAAGGCUAAAGUGUUUCGUUUUCAGGGGAGAUUACAGAGCGACUUACAGUUAGUGCAUUCAUCUUAAGAUAACUAGGUGGGACAACCACAUAUCACAGUCAUAGUAAGUACACUUUUCCUCAAUAAAGGAGCUAUCAGUAAAGUCAUGUGAGAGGAACUUUUUGGAAGUUGAAGCUUAUUUACUGCAUUUCUACAUAAUUAAACAAUUCUAAAAUGCUAUUUGGAGAACAGCAAACACAAAUGACGAUGAUGUGUAGCCUAACGGGCGCGCAAUGAUGUGCCAAGUGGUGAUUUAGUGCAUUAUUAUAGGGAAAGCAUUUAGAAUAAGCCGGCGCUGAUCCGUUAUCAGUAUUGUGGAAUAAUUUAAAUGUUACGGUAGAAUUUUAAUGGAGAAAGCUGAUCCGAGAGCAGCGCUGCCUUUCUUUCGAUCCUAUCAGUAUCGACACAACGUAUGUUACAUCUUCGGCUGUUGCAGGAAAGAUGCACUGUUAAAACACUCGUAAACCUAAGUUCCAUUGCUAUCGGGAAACCGGGCCCAGGUGGUUAAUUGUGUUCCAACAUGUUCUUGCAUUUUAGAUGGAAUGCAUUCAUUUCUUCCUUUGUUUCAGCGAACAAAACUCUAAGAAAGGUCAGGGGAUGUGGGAUCACUGCACAUCUUAAUCGCUUUGAAUUCUGCACUGUUCAAAUCCUCAGGCUCAAUUAGAGACUUGGACAGGAUCUAUUGAAACUCUUAACGAGGGGCUACUUUGUACACGCCACCACGCAGAGAUCCGACCCUGUGGAAUUGUUCUUCCCAAAGCCCCAGUGUCUCCCUCACUCCCUCACUGAUUCUUGUGUGUCUUAAUUGAAUGUAGUGAUGGGGAGUGGGGGACUGGGGGUGGAGGCUGAAUGAAUAAUGGUAGUGAAUGGGGGGGAAUCCCAUCUCUCUAUGGCCAGUGUGAUGGGUCUAACUCUGUCUUUUGUUCUGCAGCGGGGGAAUUUGCUGCGCAGGCCUCUGAGUGCCAAUCUGUCCUCCUAAAGACAACAUGAAGCAGGCGAAAGCCCAGGCGCUCGUUACCAAUUAAUCUAUCCUCGAUUCCUUGCAUCCUCUCUCCUCGCUUCCUUCUCAAAUUGCAUUGGAGGAGAAGAUCUAGGCUCCCUCCCCUCUGACCUUCUCCUUCAAUGCCUUUUGAGAAGGAGGUGAGGAAAGAGGACAUGAGGAAUCAAGGAAAAACGUAUUGGGAAAGAGUCCCAGGUGUCAGUCACAGGGAAUGUGUCCCAAAUGGCACCCUAUUCCCUAUAUAGUGCACUACUUUUCACCACGGCCCAGAGUGCUCUGGUUAAAAGUAGUGCCGUUUUAUAGGGAAUAUGGUGCCAUUUGGGACAGAACCAGGGUCUCUUGCUGCAGCCUCGCUGCGGGGCCUGAUGCUGCAUGUCAAUGUCCUCCCAACAAGAGUUUGUUGGUGAAACCAGAAGCGAUGCAAGAGCAAAGACCGCAAUGGUAACAGACGUGUGUUAGACCCAGUGUAUGUUGGGAGUAUGUUGUUGAAUGCCACAUUGAAGGAGACAAAUGCACAGUCUAGAGGCAUUUUAAUCGCAUAUCGUAGGACAUUUUCUGCUUUGCUUAGUUUUGGGGUAUUUUAAAUGUGGGUUGUCACAAGAAUACUAUCAUAAUUAUUUCUCCAUGGUAACAAUGAUCUCUCAAAUGUAAAGACAGCCUCUUCAGGGUCAGAAGAAUCAAAUAGAAUUUACCACAGAUAAUUUUGUCUUCAAAUUCAGAGUACUAUCAAAUGUCAUUGUCAAAGUUGAGAGUAGUAUGUCCUGCUGGGCUACCUUUUACAACAAUCUUCUUAAAAUGAGUGUGUUUUGGCAGCCAGCGCAUCACCGCUGUAUCAACUUUUGCUCAUGCACACAAGCACACACACAGCAUCCGCUACACUAAUCUGCUGCUCCCUCUAUUCCAGCCCUCUCUCCCCAUCACAGCAUUGAUGUCCUGUGAUUUGGUUCCCCGCCUUUUUACUCCAGCAGCUUUAUCUUAUAGCUACUAGUUUUCUUAACAAGCCACGUGGUUGAACGAGCUGGGUUCCUCGUGACUCACAUGUCCCCUAAAUCUCAUUACCUCGUUAGGAAGAGGACUAGCUGUAGUGGACGAGGUAGAGGGAUUGGCUGACAGGCCUUAUGUGUUACGCUGUAGUGGACGAGGUAGAGGGACUGGCUGACAGGCCUUAUGUGUUACGCUGUAGUGGACGAGGUAGAGGGAUUGGCUGACAGGCCUUAUGUGUUACGCUGUAGUGGACGAGGUAGAGGGACUGGCUGACAAGCCUUAUGUGUUACGCUGUAGUGGACGAGGUAGAGGGACUGGCUGACAGGCCUUAUGUGUUACGCUGUAGUGGACGAGGUAGAGGGACUGGCUGACAGGCCUUAUGUGUUACGCUGUAGUGGACGAGGUAGAGGGACUGGCUGACAGGCCUUAUGUGUUACGCUGUAGUGGACGAGGUAGAGGACUGCCCAGGAGGAACGUCCCACAAUUCUGCUGUCAUGGUUCUUCAGCCAUGAAUGUUGUGAUGCUGGUGCAUGUGGAAGACAGUCGUUUUGUUGAUUUGUCUUUCUUCCAUGACUCGUGUUUCCUUGGUAGCUUAAGAUAUUGACCACCUAGGUUUGGUUUGGAAAGAUGUUGCAGGGUGAUGAUGUCUUGACUGUUUACUCCUCCACAAAGCCACUCCAACACACAUUGCUUAUUAUCAUGCAGCAGUUUUGUAUUAGUCUUUCCUCCGCCUUCGAAGUGUACAAUAUUGUUCAGUCUUUUAGGAUACACAGAGGCUCUCUCAGCAUGGUCUCUGACCUCUUCAUCACUAAGCCUGUUGAUGUUCGCUUCUCAUUGAACGAGGAAGGCUAACCCCGAGACGUGUCUGUACACUCCUAUGGCAUCUAAUAACAUAGUAGUCUACAGCCAGGUCUCAGGGUUGGAGGAAGGGGAGAAAGAAGAUAUAGCCAAGGAAACCCAGAUGGAGAGAGAUGAGAUCCUGUAUUCUGAGUGACAGAGCUCUGCUCUCUCCCUCUCUCCCCAGAAGACUCAGAUCUGUGCGUUGCGUGUGGAGCUGAUGCCAACAUCAACACAGCCCUAACGUCCGAGUGUUUGGCUUUGGGGCUGCAGUCCAAGGGGCUGUGGGUGUCAGAGUCUUUGCUGGGAGCUGAACUUCAAAGCAGAGAAUGUGGCACCUCCCCCAACCCCUCACAUCCCCACCUCCCACUACCCCUCAGGGCUCCACACGGCCAGAGAGCACACAGGCCUCCUGCAGACAGGUGUGGUGCUUCUUCCCUUAUCUGGAACCACUGGGAUGUGGAAGAGUGGCUCCCAAAGAUGGUGCCGUACUGUAUGGCUACCAUUUUGCAAGCUCCGACCCAACUUUGCUAUUUUGUGAUUAUUUUAUAGUUUAUUUUUACUUUAUUUUCACGAAAUGUAUCCGCUAUUAUUUCUUACAACUGACAAUAAUUUUUGAACAUCAGAUUGGCAGUUGCUUACCCCAAUUCCAGCUUCUACUUCAACUCAUCUGCCCUGGGCUCUCUCUGUAAUUCCGAACCAAUUUUCGGCCUACCCAAGAGGAAACGCCGGCGUUAGAGGCAAGGGGGGAUCCUGGUGAGAUUAAGGCGACGGGAAAACCGGCCACCUCUUCCCUCCAUUCUAGUGGCCAGUGUACAGUCACUCGAUAAUAAGCUGGAUAACCUCUGAUCGCAGAUUUGCUACCAACGGGACUCUCGAAACUGCAAUGUUCUUUGCUUUUCUGAAGCAUGGCGGACAGGACAGUGGAGUCGGGGAAAUCAAGGGUGGGCAGGGGUUUUCCUCUACAUCAACACCAACUGGUGUGCUAACUCCAGCGCGGUGGAAGUGUCGACCCACUGUUUACCCAUCUUGGAAUACCUGAUGGUCAAAUGCCGACUCUUCUACCUCCCGAGGGAGUUUUCAGUUGUUAUCGUGACUGUGUAUACAUUCCACCUCAGGACAAGAAAAAUAACAAGCUGGCACUUAACAAACUGUACAAGGCUAUAAACAAGCAAGAAAACCUACAUCCAGAGGCUGCCUUUCUAGUUGCCGGCAAUUUUAAUUCUGCGUCACUAAGACACGUAAUGCCCAACUUCCAUCAACACGUCUCAAAUGCCACUAGGGGCGAUAAAGUCCUAGACCACUGUUAUUCUACCCACAAGCAAGCAUACAAGACCCUCCCUUGUCCGUCAUUCGGCAAAUCAGAUCAUGACUCCGUACUCCUGCUUCCUAUUUACAAGCAGAAACUCAAACAAGAAGUACCCGUGACUCGCUCCGUUGAGAAAUGGUCACCAGAAUCUGAGAUUAUUCUACAGGACUGCUUUCCCAGCGCUGAUUGGAAUAUGUUUAGAAACUCCGCCGAUAACAUUGAUGAGCAAACCACCUCCGUCACCGGCUUCAUUAGAAAAUGUAUUGGCAACGUUGUCCCCAUGGUGAGGGUUCACUGCUUCCCCAAUCAAAAGCCCUGGAUUAACACAGAGGAUGCCGCAAAAACUAAAGCACAGGGCUACCGCACACAGAGCUAUUGUAUACAACCAUGAGGCUAUGGCUGAGGACAGGAAUAAGUACAAGAAGUCCCGCUAUGACCUCCGCAGAGUAUUCAAACGAGAAGUAUAGGAAUAAGGUGGAAUCAUAUUACACAGGCUCCGCCGCCCGCCGCAUGUGGCAGGGGCUACAGUCCAUUACGGAUUACAAAGGAAGACCCAACCGUAUGCACGCUUUGACAACAACAUCGUGCCAGGUGUGAGGGCCGUCACCGACCUAGAGGAUUGGGUGAUCUCGCUCUCCGAGGCUAACGUGAGAAAGAUCUUUAAUCAGGUCAACACCCGCAAGGCCGCGGGCCCAUGGUAUUCGAGGGGGCGUUCUCAGAGCAUGCGCAGAACAGCUGGCGGGCAUAUUCACUGUCAUUUUCAACCUCUCCUUAUCCCAGUCUGUAAUCCCCACGUUUUAAGAUGACCACCAUCAUUCCUGUCCCCAAGAACUCUAAGGGAUUCAUUCCACAAUGACUACCGCCCUGUAGCACUCACUUCUGUAAUCAUGAAGUGCUUUGAGAGGCUGGUUAUGGCACACACUACCUCCACCAUCCCAGACACCCUAGACCCACUCCAAUUUGCAUACUGCCCCAACAGAUCCAUAGAUGAUGUAAUCUCAAUUGCUCUCCACAUUGCCCUCACCCACCUAGAUAAGAGGAAUACCUAUGUGAGAAUGCUAUUCAUUGGCUACAGCUCAGCGUUCAACACCAUUGUCCCCUCCAAGCUCGUCACCAAGCUUAGGACUCUGGGUCUGAACACCUCCCUCUGCAACUGGAUCCUGGACUUCCUGACAGACCGACCCCAGGUGGUUGAGGUUCGCGCAACAUCACCUCAGCCACGCUGACCCUCAAUACAGGGGCCCCACGGGUGUGUGCUUAGUCCCCUCCUGUACUCCCUGUUCACCACGACUGCAUGGCAAACACUCGACUCCAACACCAUCAAGUUUGCUGAUGACACGGCGGUGGUAUGGCCUGAUCACCGGGGGGGAUCAAGCUAUCACGCUCCCAUUCACAUUGACUGGGCUGUAGAGGAGCAGGUCGGGAGCUUCAAGUUCCUCGGUGUCCAAAUCAAUAAAGACUUAAAAUGGUCCAAACAAACGUGCACAGUCGUGAAGGAUUUAUAGCUAUUUUUGAGGAUUUGAGGACCCAUGCCAAACUUUUUCAACCUGUCGGUUAAAGCAUCACUGCCUGGUAUGGCAAUAGCACCACCCUCGAUCGCAUGGUGUUACAGAGGGUGGUGCAGACAGCCCAGCACAUCACUGGGGCCGAGCUCCCUGCCAUCCAGGACCUCUAUAUCAGGCGGUAUGGUAGGAAGGCCCAGAAAAUCGUUAGACUCCAACCACCCAAGCCAUAGACUGUUCUCUCUGCUUCCGCAAGGCAAGCGGUACCGGUGCAUCAAGUCUGACACCAACAGGCUCUUGAACAGCUUCCAUCCCCAAGCAAUAACAUUGAUAAUGAACUAACUAAAUAGCAACACAGACUAUCUGAGUUAACCUAGUAUCUUUAUUUACCUUUUAUUUGUAUUUCUGCACUGUCUAUGCACACUCACAGGGCCCUGCACACUCACAGGGCCCUGCACACUCACAGGGCCCUGCACACUCACAGGGCCCUACACACUCACAGGACCCUGCACACUCACAGGGCCCUACACACUCACAGGGCCCUGCACACUCACAGGGCCCUACACACUCACAGGGCCCUGCACACUCACAGGGCCCUGCACACUCACAGGGCUCUGCACACUCACAGGGCCCUACACACUCACAGGGCCCUGCACACUCACAGGGCUCUGCACACUCACAGGGCCCUGCACACUCACACCAUCAUCUGCUCACUCACACAUAAUAUGCACAUACAUUUAUACUGACUCUACACACACACACUCACAUACAAGCUGCUGCUACUCUGUUUAUCUUAUAUCCUGUUGCCCACUCACCUUACCCCUAUACAUAUCCUACUCCAGUAUUCCUGCACAUUGUAAAUAUGGUAUUGGAACAUGACCCUGUGUAUAGUAUGCUUACUUACUUAUUGUGUUCUUCACAUUUCUUCUUUCUUCUUUUUUAAUUUUUGUUAUUGAUUUUUUGCGUUGUUGGGUUUUGAGUUUGCAAGAAAGGCAUUUCACUGUACUUGCGCAUGUGAAAUUAAAACUUGAAACGUAUAAUAAUAAUAAUAAUAUAUGCCAUUUAGCAGACGCUUUCAUCCAAAGCGACUUACAGUCAUGUGUGCAUACAUUUUUGUGUAUGGGUGGUCCCGGGGAUCGAACCCACUACCCUGGCGUUACAAGCGCCGUGCUCUACCAGCUGAGCUACAGAGGACCACAACUUGAGUGAACCUUAUCAGGCAAGUCUUUGGACUUCCUCUAGUGCUGCAUACUUUACUCUCAUAUUGUUGGUCAUAUUGUUGGCCAUAUUGUUGGCCAUAUUGUUGGUCAUAUUGUUGGUCAUAUUGUUGGUCAUAUUGUUGGCCAUAUUGUUGGUCAUAUUGUGUAGAUUAGCUUUCCUCCUUGCUGAACUUUUGUGAUUAAAGGUACCAUACUUAUCCAGAGCUAUGUUAUUGAAGUCGAUGCUUAUGUUUUCUUUGUUCAGAAUUUCUCAGUUUUUUAUUUAUUUUAAUUUUGUUUCAUGGAAGGUGAUUAUGAAACUGAUAUGUAUACUGUAGUUUUGUAGAUUUAUGGUAACAUCAGUUUAACUGGGGGAAUUUACGCCAGUAUCCCAUCUAAAUGCAGUGAAAUCACAAAGAAUAACAUUCUGCCUCAUCCACGACAGGCAGUGUGGGGAUGGUUGCUGUGCAGUUUAGAUACACACACACACACACACACACACACACACACACACACACACACACACACACACACAACUGCAGUGGCAGUUGAGCUACAGAGAGACUAACACUGCACAGUUCAUGUUGAGACAGGCCAUGCUAAAGCGAGGGUGGCGUUUCUCUCUUGUUCAGACUUCCUUCCUCAGAGCAAUCAAAUGGGUGGAGGUCCUGUCCUGUCUGUGUCAUCUGCUUCAAUUGGAUGAUUAAUCAACUGACUCAGCCACAUCAACUGUCCUCUGAACUCUAUCCGCCCUCUCUUUCUCUCUUCUCUGAACUCUAUCCGCCUGAACUCUUAUCUCUUUAUCUCUCUCUUCCCCGCUCUCUCUCUGAACUCUCUGUCUCGGUGUGUGUCUCUGUCUCGUUGUGUGUCUCUGUCUCGGUGUGUGUCUGAGUUAAUUAAGUCCACAUGUAUAAACACAGCUUGUAGGUCAUGUGUAGUACACAGUCCUGUCCCAGCCAAGCCUAAUGAGAGCAGAAUAGGUUCUGUGUCAUAUGGAGGAAGAUUGUGUAAAUCUAAUGGUUCCAGGUCAUGGAGGCCAUUUAAAAAUCCACUUAUGACUAAUAGUCACUAUGACAUUGGUUUUUAUAAAGCCCAACUCCUUGAUUGAGAAAUGUUCUCAAAUUGUGGCAACUUGUUUUUCUCUAGUCCAGUCCAUAUACUGACCCUGUUGUACUAUUCUUCUUUCUUCCAGGUGUCCUUCAAUGUGAGUGUAGACGCCAGAGGCUGCCCCACUCCAGGUACCCAGCAGAGCUUCACCAUCAAGCCCGUGGGCUUCAAGGAUCGUCUGGAGGUGUCUGUGGACUACCGCUGUGACUGUGGCUGCACCAACCAGACCCAGGCUAACAGUACCCACUGCAGCUCCAUCGGACAGUACACCUGUGGUAUCUGCCGCUGUGACUCGGGCUACCUGGGUGCCCGCUGUGAGUGCCAGGAGGGCGAGGCUGGCAGCAUGUACCUGACUGCCUGCAGGGAGGCGGAGGGGAAGCAGAUCUGUGGUGGGAGAGGGGAGUGCAGCUGUAACCAGUGCCUCUGCUACGAGUCAGAGUUCGGGAAAAUCUACGGGACCUUCUGCGAGUGUGACGACUUCUCCUGCGCCCGACACAAAGGCAUCCUCUGCUCGGGUAUGUGUGCAUGUGUACAAAGGAAAUUAGUAUCCUGACAAACAGUAGUGCUUCAUUUAAUUUCUAUGUUCUGUAAAAAAAAACAAAAAAAAACAGUAGUGCUUCAUGCAGUACUUGAUAUACAGUGAGGGGAAAAAAGUAUUUGAUCCCCUGCUGAUUUUGUACGUUUGCCCACUGAGAAAGAAAUGAUCAGUCUAUAAUUUUAAUGGUAGGUUUAUUUGAACAGUGAGAGACAGAAUAACAACAAAAAAAUCCAGAAAAACGCAUGUCAAAAAUGUUAUAAAUGUAUUUGCAUUUUAAUGAGGUAAAUAAGUAUUUGACCCCCUCUCAAUCAGAAAGAUUUCUGGCUCCCAGGUGUCUUUUAUACAGGUAACGAGCUGAGAUUAGGAGCACACUCUUAAAGGGAGUGCUCCUAAUCUCAGUUUGUUACCUGUAUAAAAGACACCUGUCCACAGAAGCAAUCAAUCAAUCAGAUUCCAAACUCUCCACCACGGCCAAGACCAAAGAGCUCUCCAAGGAUGUAAGGGAAAAGAUUGUAGACCUACACAAGGCUGGAAUGGGCUACAAGACCAUCGCCAAGCAGCUUGGUGAGAAAGUGACAACAGUUGGUGCGAUUAUUCGCAAAUGGAAGAAACACAAAAGAACUGUCAAUCUCCCUCGGCCUGGGUCUCCAUGCAAGAUCUCACCUCGUGGAGUUGUAAGGAUCAUGAGAACGGUGAGGAAUCAGCCCAGAACUACACGGGAGGAUCUUGUCAAUGAUCUCAAGGCAGCUGGGACCAUAGUCACCAAGAAAACAAUUGGUAACACACUACGCCGUGAAGGACUGAAAUCCUGCAGCGCCCGCAAGGUUCCCCUGCUCAAGAAAGCACAUAUACAGGGCCGUCUGAAGUUUGCCAAUGAACAUCUGAAUGAUUCAGAGGAGAACUGGGUGAAAGUGUUGUGGUCAGAUGAGACCAAAAUCGAGCUCUUUGGCAUCAACUCAACUCGCCGUGUUUGGAGGAGGAGGAAUGCUGCCUAUGACCCCAAGAACACCAUCCCCACCGUCAAACAUGGAGGUGGAAACAUUAUGCUUUGGGGGUGUUUUUCUGCUAAGGGGACAAGACAACUUCACCGCAUCAACCACAAACACAUGGCCAAGGCAACAAAGGAGUGGCUCAAGAAGAAGCACAUUAAGGUCCUGGAGUGGCCUAGCCAGUCUCCAGACCUUAAUCCCAUAGAAAAUCUGUGGAGGGAGCUGAAGGUUCGAGUUGCCAAAUGUCAGCCUCAAAACCUUAAUGACUUGGAGAAGAUCUGCAAAGAGGAGUGGGACAAAAUCCCUCCUGAGAUGUGUGCAAACCUGGUGGCCAACUUCAAGAAACGUCUGACCUCUGUGAUUGCCAACAAGGGUUUUGCCACCAAGUACUAAGUCAUGUUUUGCAGAGGGGUCAAAUACUUAUUUCCCUCAUUAAAAUGCAAAUCAAUUUAUAACAUUUUUGACAUGCGUUUUUCUGGAUUUUUUUGUUGUUAUUCUGUCUCUCACUGUUCAAAUAAACCUACCAUUAAAAUUAUAGACUGAUCAUUUCUUUGUCAGUGGGCAAACGUACAAAAUCAGCAGGGGAUCAAAUACUUUUUUCCCUCACUGUAUGUGCAGAAAGAAACCCUCAACAAACCUCCCAAGAGACUUACAUGUGUGGUUAUUCAGGGUGUGGCUAAGUUGGCUUGUGCUUUCAUGUUGAUGCAAGGUUCAUGUUUUACUAUCUUAUCUUUCUCUGACCUGUGUUCUCUUGGCUUUAACACUGAGUGCUCUAGAACUCAGGAGAGUUGUGGUGGGUGUGUGCAGGAUUCAGGAAUACAUUUCUAGUAUCAGAACCAGAGCUGAAAUAUCCAUUCUGUGUUCCAUUCUUAACAGAACUACACUGCUCCAACCACCAACAUUCCCCUGAUCUUUCUUUCAUUAUUUUUCUUCCCCAGAGCAUUAAUGUACGCUUUUGAUUUAAAGAUGCAUGCGCUGAUGUCAACCACAAAUGAUGUCACAUUUUCUCCAUGUUGAGGGUCUUGCUUGAAGCCCAUGCCCUAGAUGUCUAUAAUGCUGGUCAGCAGGCAGGGUUGCUAGCUGGCCAUAUAACUAACUGAGUGACAUACGAAACAGGCUGUCCUAUUAGAUUCCCAGAACAUCAGGUCCAGUCCAAGCAGCAUCUGUGCAUUUUGAGUCGAGACCUGCUGGAUGUUGGCCCAGGCCCCCUUGCUCAUCCCCAAGCUAACAGCUGUUCCACCAAACCACAGAGAGCGCUUUGUAACAGAGGCCUCGCUCAGUGCUUUGUGUAUUCCCAAAUACUGUGUGGGUUAUACCCAGUUAAAGAGCCUUGUUUCAUUUAUUCAGCAGAGCCGAGGCGAAUACAAAAUGGCCAUUUGUUGUUUUCUGUCGGACCAUAAGCAGGCCCUUGGGGUAGCAUGUUAACUGGGAUGGGAGGGGGGGGGAGUAAUUAAAUAUUAACAGUCCAGUACGCUCUGUCGCUCUCUCACACACACACACACUCACACACAUACACACACCUCUCCUUUCGGUGCAUGGUUCUCAUUCUAUAAUGAGUUCCUAAUGAUUCAGAAUGAUAGUCCUCUCCCACACUUCUCUGGCAUGGCUACUGAAUCACAGAGUAUAAACACUAAACAGUGUUGUAAAAACAUUCUGUGUACCAGCACUGGUCUCCUAAACACACAGAUGGUUAUGGGAAGGUUAUGCCUGCUCUGUACUGAGUCCCAUUCCCCUCCAGUUAAAUGCCUUUAAACAGCAUUGUGCACAGUUUAGAUCUGUUACGCCGUGCUGAUAAGAGCUAAUUUUCUAAGAUGUGUUGUUUUGGGAAGAGCAAGCUGGUUUGGAUUGAACUGUAGUAGGAUCCAGACUGAUGAACUGCUGAAAGGCAUUGGGCUUUAAUUAAGAGGAAAUACAUUGGCACGGUGUUCUGGAUGGGUUCUCUAUUCUAGCUCAAAGCAUUUAAAAUCUGCCAGCCUUUUCAUCAAAGCAGCGAGGUUUGUAAGUCAUCUGGAAGUGAAUGUUGUUGUUUUUGAUACAAUACUGCACCACCAUAUCAGUAGAACGGAGCAGUAGGUAUCAGCCUGUAGAUCUGACACCCCUAUUUGGGCAGAACUCUCCCAUGUCGGUAUUGAACAUUAAAUAGGUACUAGUAGUAUUGAUGAAUGAGUGUUCGCAGGUGAGACUGAGGCUUUUUCUCAAAUAUCUGAAAAUCUGCCCUCCAGUUCUUUUGAGAUGAGUGUAAUAAAGGAGAGGACAGAUGUUUUUGACCAUUGAGAAAGGGUGAAUGACACCAGCAUACUUGACCUCCUCUGGGUCUAGACCUACAGGAGGACUUACUGGAGGCUGUGGGGGUCAGGGGUUAGAGAGCAGACCCACAGUAGGCUGUGGGGGUCAGGGGUUAGAGAGCAGACCCACAGGUGGCUGUAGGGGUCAGGGGUUAGAGAGCAGACCCACAGUAUGCUGUGGGGGUCAGGGGUUAGAGAGCAGACCCACAGUAGGCUGUAGGGGUCAGGGGUUAGAGGGCAGACCCACAGUAUGCUGUGGGGGUCAGGGGUUAGAGGGCAGACCCACAGUAUGCUGUAGGGGUCAGGGGUUAGAGAGCAGACCCACAGUAGGCUGUAGGGGUCAGGGGUUAGAGAGCAGACCUACAGUAUGCUGUGGGGGUCAGGGGUUAGAGAGCAGACCCACAGUAGGCUGUAGGGGUCAGGGGUUAGAGAGCAGACCUACAGUAGGCUGUGGGGGUCAGGGGUUAGAGAGCAGACCCACAGUAGGCUGUAGGGGUCAGGGGUUAGAGAGCAGACCCACAGUAGGCUGUGGGGGUCAGGGGUUAGAGAGCAGACCUACAGUAUGCUGUAGGGGUCAGGGGUUAGAGAGCAGACCCACAGUAGGCUGUAGGGGUCAGGGGUUAGAGAGCAGACCUACAGUAGGCUGUAGGGGUCAGGGGUUAGAGAGCAGACUUACAGGUGGCCGAGGGGAUCGGCUUAGCCUAGAGACCAGUGUAGCAGCCAGGACUACAUGAGGCAGGGGAAGCAGCUCCUCCUCUCUGUGGCCUUGUCCAUCUUCCCUCUCCUUGACUCUACCCUCCUUCCCUCCCUCCGUUCGAUGUGAUUACUGUGUCACUUGGUCAAAAGGCAUGCCAGGACCAGGCCGGGACUCCUUCCUGCAAGGUGAUUGAUUCCUGCUUACUCCAUAAAAGACAGCUGUGCAGAGAGACAGGAGUGGGCCCAGCUCUGCGGUUGUACCGUAGUAGUAACCUUUUUUUUAAACCAGAAAUGUUUUACUGCAAUUUUAAAUACAAAGAUACUUGACUUUGCCAACCUGUAUCAUCCUCUCUUUGAAUGAAACCCUGGUCUUACCUUCCGCUGCUUCCAGUGUCUCGGCAUUACGGGACUUUGCAUGAAUGGAAGAGUUGAGUUGGUAGGGGUGAUUCGGGUGGGGUGUGUGGAGAUGUUUAUACACAAGGUUCCACCUUACCCUCUGAUAGGAUAGAGGGAAUUUUCAUAAUAUUUAUGUACGGAACUAAUGGUAAGUUCCUAGAGGGUAUGGGGCUAGGGGUUGGACAGGGUUGGCCUUGUGAUACUGAGCACACAUUGAAAUAACCUCUUAUGACUGUGCAAGGACAGCCCUGUUCUUUGUGACUUUGUGAGUCUUGGUAGAAAUGGGGUCAGGUCAGGGGCAUUCAUCUGCCUCUAAGUUAGUAGGUCUGACAGGAGCAACGAUGGGGCCAGUACCCUCUUAUGGGGGCCACACUGUGGUGUGUUUGUGUGUGUUGGGUCGGCUGAUCUGUGCUCUUGAGACUAACGGUCUAUGUAUUUCUCUGUAUUCUCAUGCAAUCUUACCUUGGUGUCUUCUGAGGCCUGUGCUGAGUCUGUCAGGAUAAUGAAGUGUAGACAGAUGGGUACUGUAUGGAUAGAAUUAGUCUCUGUACUGUAUCACUUACAGUAAAGUAUGAAAUGGUGAUUACCAAGUGUGUGUGUGUGUGUGUGUGUGUGUGUGUGUGUGUGUGUGUGUGUGUGUGUGUGAAAGAGAGGGCGAGCGAGAGUUAA